AUGGCGGUGGUGCUCGCGUGGCUCAACGCCAGGGUCGUCGACCCCCUGCUGCAGGUGAUCCAGAGGGGCGCGGAGCCGAAGCAGCUCGCCUUCUCCGCCGCGCUCGGCGUCACCAUCGGGGUCUUCCCCAUCUGCGGGACCACUGUUAUUAUCGGUGGACUUGCUGUGGCCAUGUUAGGAGCUCGUUGCAAUGCCGUUACUGUCAUGGUUCUCAAUUUAGCUGCCACUCCUCUUGAGCUAAGCUUGAUCAUUCCUUUCUUGCGUUUGGGAGAAAUAGUCACGGGCGGUGAGCACUUCCCCUUGACAUCUGAUGCAUUCAAGAUGGUCCUCACUGGCCACGCCUCAAAGGACGUGCUACUCAGCAUUUUUCAUGCGAUUCUUGGCUGGAUUGUUGCUGCACCGUUUGUGAUGGCUGGGCUGUACACCUUGUCCGUCCCUUGUUUCAAGUACCUGGUCGGCAGGUUUGGCGUCAUCCCUUCGAGCCCCAGGACGCCGAUGAAAGCGGUUUUGCUUUGCCCGAAUGAAUCUGAAUCCGAAUCCGAAAAUGGGGCAGUACCGUUGCUCGUCCACGCCGACUGA
Messenger RNA from Triticum turgidum subsp. durum (durum wheat), 579 nucleotides. The record is from the annotation of a GenBank genome assembly. Lineage: Eukaryota; Viridiplantae; Streptophyta; Magnoliopsida; Poales; Poaceae.